This is a messenger RNA of Zea mays, 3539 nucleotides long. RefSeq lists its product as uncharacterized. The record is from RefSeq and is a predicted model, not a curated record. Bases 388 to 3111 code for a protein of 907 amino acids. The transcript has 9 exons. Lineage: Eukaryota; Viridiplantae; Streptophyta; Magnoliopsida; Poales; Poaceae.
AUUUUUAGGCUAAUGCAGCGAGCAUAUCCUAUUUAUAUUUACUGAUGAAAUCUGGUGACCACGCUUUCAUGUCAACCUCCUCGGCUUGCUGUGGCCACAGACUAACAAGGCAACAAUAUUUGAGAUACGGAUAGAUGCCACAGAGCAGGAGCGAUCAGCGUACACGUAGACGUAGGUUCCUUCCGCACUUCCUGCCACCGUACUGCGUUCAACUGUGGUGCACGCAUGAGAUCUGGAAACUUUUGCUUUGUGUUAAGGUUUGAGUAGGGCCGUGGAGAAGGGGAAAGCAGAUAGAGUUGGGAACAGGAAGAAGAGGCAGGAAGACGGCGAGUAUUAUAUUUCUUCUCCAAAUUCUUGUUAUCCGGUUAUUACAAUCUCAACGUAUUUAUGGGACGCAGCCCAAGCUCAUUCGGCCCACUCCGGCCCAUGAACGCGUGUGUAUGGAUGCCGAAUUCGAACUUCACGCGCCUUGUCCUCCUAUGCUCCCGCCGUUUCUUCAGUGUCGUUCGCCGAACUGCUGAAACUUUGUCUGCAAUUAAAAAAGGCACCGUGUUGGCUACAUCCACAUUUCCUCGUUGGUUUGCUGAUGUCUUUGCGUUUGGAUCAGUGCCUCUGAGGACGUAUCUCCCCGAUGGCGACGUUGAUAUAACUGUACUGGGGAACACAUGGUUAAACAGUACAUUCAUCGAUGAUGUCCGCAGCAUGCUCCAGUCGGAGCAGGAAAACUGUGACGCCGAGUUCAAACUCACAGGCUUGCAGUUCAUCAACGCUGAGGUUAAGCUUAUAAAAUGUGUUAUCGAGAACAUUAUAGUGGAUGUCUCUUUCAACCAGAUUGGAGGGGUGUCCACGUUCUGCUUUCUUGAGCUGGUUGACCGUCAGAUUGGGCAGAACCAUUUGUUCAAAAGGAGCAUUAUGUUAAUAAAGGCCUGGUGCUACCAUGAAAGUCGCAUAUUAGGAGCACACCAUGGACUGAUAUCUACUUAUGCCUUGGAAACACUUGUUCUUUACAUAUUCAAUAUGUUCCACAAGUCUCUGCAUGGUCCUCUUGAGGCACUUUAUAGGUUUUUGGAAUAUUUUAGCAAGUUUGACUGGGAUCGGUAUGGCAUUAGCUUAAAUGGUCAGGUUGAUUUGUCAUCAUUAACUGUGGAACCUACAGAUGUACAAGGCGAAUCAUUGCUUGGCAAAGAAUUGCAACAAGGCUAUUUGGAUAGGCUUGUUGUAAUUCCAAAUGAGUUUGACGGAUGUGGCACACAAUUUCGCCAGAAGUUUUUAAACAUAAUCGAUCCACUCAAGGCGAAUAAUAACCUCGGCAGAAGUGUCAGCAAAGCAAACUUUUAUCGCAUACGGAGUGCUUUCUCAUUUGGAGCACAGAAGCUUGGUCAAAUUCUCCUGUUACCAUCAGAGUACAUUCGUGAUGAGAUUUAUGGAUUUUUCGCAAACACACUGAAGAGACACGGAAAUGGUGAAAGACCAGACGUUGACACUUGUAGUUCAUUCCAUCCCUCUCGUGGUCCCGAGAGUGCGCUUACUGAAGACGGAUCGAAGUUUAAAUUUUGUUGCAUGAAUGAGGGUGAAAACGGAAGUUCAUGUCAAUGCCAUUCAUCGAAACUGCCUGACAAGGAUUCGAGUGUGACAGAUGCGCAUAAAAAUUCAGGUAAGUAUUUGCCUGGUCUUGUUCAGGAUAUUUCUUGGAACAAAAUCUGGUUCAUGGAAUAUGCAUCUGAUUUCAAAGAACAUACAUCAACUUUAGCAAGCUUAAGCAGCCACUCACCCUGUUCUCAAGAUAAUAGUAAUGGAAGCAGUGAUGAGUGCUUCGAGAAUUAUGCAGCAGAGGAAGAUUUACACCAGAAUGUGCCGCAGCAGAUUUAUCCAGAGCAUCCAUCACAUAUAUUGACAAACUCGACUAGUGCAAAUAUCUUGGAUUUUUCCAGUUCUUGUUUUGGUGAUGAGUCAGAUUGGACUGCUCCCCGCGCAGGAAAAAAGCUACUCCCACCCUUCUUGCUGUCAAAUAUGCUGGAUCUCUCAGGUGAUCUGGAGUUGCACUUAGGGUGCCUUCGCAAAGUUCAGUACCACCUGGAGUCAUUGUUUGAUGAACUCCUGCAGGCUGUUGAAGAAGCAUGUUUAGCUGAUGUGCUAGAUGAGGAUUCUUUCAAGAUGUCGGACAUUAUCUUGAAGUUGAAAACUAGCACUAGAUCCUCAAGCCUGUCACUAGUUUCAUCUACUGAUAGCGAGAGAAGGAAACUAUCUCAUGUGUAUUGUUCCCAUAGCACAGGAGACGAUUUACAACUAUCACAUGCUGAGGUUCAAGUGGAUAUGGUUUGGCAGCAGAAUGUGCCAUUGUCCCCCAACGGAUCAACAUUUACUCCAUCUCCUUCAAACAAUUCAGAUAACUAUCAUGUUUCUUGGUUUUGUUUCUCUCCUACAUCGCAUGGAACUGGCACAUACAUUCCCAACAUGAGUUAUCAUACAUACAGGGAACGUAUGAUGCUUGAAAGAGAAACCAUACGAGCAAGAAAACAACGACAGAGGUUUCCUGAUCGUCGGUAUUACUCAGCUGAGCAAGGAUUUGCCGAUUCACAAACUGAAGACAGCGUAGCUCAAAGUGGAACAAAUCAAUCGCCGACUAAGCAAAACAGUGCACAACAGAGUGGUUAUUCGAGCAAGAGCUCAAUUUCGGAUGGAGAUUUUGUUCGUUUCAAGGAGCAUGUUGCAACAAAUGGUGGAACCAAACAGGCAGUAGGAAGAGAUUUUGUUGAGAAGGGAAGACACACAACGCCACCAUCAUCUCCGCCAAUGACAGUACUUUUACAAAAUGGACAAGGAAAACCUACCUGUCAGCCUUCCUCACCUGUCACAGCAGAUUUGUUCAAUGCGGCGAAAAGUUUGGAGUUCGGAUCCUUGGGGCCAUUCUCAUUGGGACUUCCCUCAACCUCGACACAGUUUGAGGAAGAAUUCCCAGCGCUUCCUACUAGAAAGAGAGCCGAAGGCCCCAUUUCAGUGGCGCCCAGCGCUAAGGCUGUUGAAACCAAAAGCAGGUCAGAAGAGAGUGAAGAGAUGUUCCGACUGAGAAAUGAAUCUGAUUUCCCUCCCCUCCAAGCUGGCUGCCGCUGAGACUGACAGGACGUCGAGAUAAUCCAUGCUAAUCGUAGUGGUAGAAGUUAAUGACGGGACGAGGCUCGGAGAUACAGCAGGAUGUCGGAUAGGUGCCCCGGCAGGAUUUUCGUCCGACAGUGUAGCAAGUUUGGAUGCUUGGCUACUCACCUUUGUGAUGUGGUGGCAAUGUGGUGUCGUGUAAAACAAUAAUAAUCCUCAUCUCACCUUUAUUUCAUUUUAUUAGAUGAAUCCUUAGAUAAACAACACCCAGAAGUCGGAGUGAGCAAUAUAGUUUCGUCUUUAGCAUAGACAGUCCAAAAAAAUUGGAUAGGGGAAGUAGAAAAUGUUCCCCAAAAAAGGAAUCGUGAUUCUGUAGAUUUUUUUAAGCUUUUGAUUUAAAAAUAGAGAAAUGAAGAAAAGGCAUUUAGGUGCAGUUGUUUGUUGUA